UAUUUAAGUUAAAAAAUAUAUAAUUAUACAAUGGAUAAUAUAUACAAAGAAACAUAAGACCCAUAUUUCUCUAACCGAGAAGAUGAUUGCCCUCAAAACCAUAUUUUCCCCUUCUUUCUAUCUUUCUACCAACACCACCACUUUUACUACUCUGCACCACCCCCACAACACAACAAGAAGAAGUUCUGUGUUUCUGUGUCUAUGCAGCACCAACUCCAAUGAUGAAUCUGAUAAUAAUUCAAAACCUCAAGGUGAUGUUCAAAGCCAAGAGUUAUUGGCUCAAAUCGCAAUGAUUCAGACACAAAAAGUUCGGCUAACGGAUUAUUUGGAUGACAGAUCUGAAUAUUUGACACAGUUUGGUGAAGAAGCUAAUGCUGAGAUUGAUAAGAUUGGUGAAGAUGCUCUUAAAGGAUUGGAUGAAGCAAGUGAUAGAAUAACGGCAAACAUUGAAAGCCAGAUGAUAGCAUUUGAGGAAUUUAAUGAACUAAACAGACAAGAGAUUGAGGAGAGUGAAAGCAAAGUAAUGGAAAUUGAAGGUCAAAUGGAAGUUGACAGAAAUGAAGGACUAUUCUUUAAGAACUUAGGCGAGAAAGGGCCUAAUGUUGAUAAGGCAAAAGCUAAAGAGGAAGCUGAAAAAAUGAAAGAUGAAACAAGAGAGAAAAGUGGAAGAAAAACAAUGAAAAAUGUUUCCUUAUUCUUCAUUGGACUUUUGACAUAUGGAAUAGUUGGUUCUAUUAAUGUCUCAUCUUUAGGUAGUACUGAUUGGAAAAGAGUUGCUGUUCUUGGUGCUAUUCUUGUGGCUUUGUUUUCUCAGUUCAUUUAUGAACAAAAUAAAGAUAAUGAUCAGAAAGAUGAUCAACAAUGAAGAGAAAGAAAAUAACUCAAGCAUGUCUUUGAUUUUUCUAUCAUAUUACAAGUUUCAGGUUCUGUAAAUGUGUAAUCUUAUGAUAUGGUAAGCUCUGACUCGACUCAUUGAUGUGUCCAAUAUUUGAUAGGUGUCAGAGAUCGACUUUGACAUGAUACCAACACAUAUGGUUUGUGGUUUCAUUAAAUUUUUUAUUCUUUUAAAUUA
Molecule: messenger RNA, 1072 nt
Organism: Lathyrus oleraceus (garden pea)
Lineage: Eukaryota; Viridiplantae; Streptophyta; Magnoliopsida; Fabales; Fabaceae
Exons: 2
Coding region: 83-865 (260 amino acids)
Cellular component (GO): chloroplast
Source: RefSeq, a predicted model, not a curated record